Molecule: messenger RNA, 1505 nt
Organism: Phragmites australis (common reed)
Lineage: Eukaryota; Viridiplantae; Streptophyta; Magnoliopsida; Poales; Poaceae
Product: actin-related protein 2/3 complex subunit 2A-like
Exons: 10
Coding region: 210-1181 (323 amino acids)
Biological process (GO): Arp2/3 complex-mediated actin nucleation; actin filament polymerization
Cellular component (GO): actin cytoskeleton; Arp2/3 protein complex
Molecular function (GO): actin filament binding; structural constituent of cytoskeleton
Source: RefSeq, a predicted model, not a curated record
CUCCUCCGCUCUCUCUCAGAAUCUCUUCCUCGUUAGUCGUCCCGGCCUCGCACAGACGGGCAGAUCUAGCGGCUUCUAGAAGCUCCACCGCCGGCCGCUGCACGCUUCUUUUCAUCUCCGAUUCGAUUCGAUCUGGGAAGGGAUUCCGUCGGGUCGAGCAGGGCGGGGGCGCAAGGCUGGUCGGCAGGAGAAGACAAGAGGAGCGGGAAAUGAUACUGCUCCAGUCCCCGUCCCGGUUCCUUCUCCAGAUCCUCCAGGACCGCGUCCUCAGCGGCGAGAAGGGCGUGGACAUCGACUGCCACACGGUGGAAUUCGACGAUGUGCGGUAUCAUAUUCAGUUUUCGAUGAGGAAUCCAAAGGUAAUGGUCCUAUCAGUGGCAUUACCUCUCCCACCUCCUGAGGCGAUUAUGUAUGAUGGGCUUCCACUUGGUGCCAUUGAGGCUAUAAAGGCAGCAUAUGGGCCAGUCGUGCAAAUUCUUGAUCCUCCAAAGGAUGGCUUUGAUCUCACAAUGAAGAUAAACUUGACAAAGCUUCCGCCAGAUGAAGAGCAAAGGAAUGCUGUUUUGACACAAAUUGCAUCUGUUAGAGAGGUUGUGCUGGGUGCACCACUGAAGCUUCUGCUGAAGCAUCUAGCCUCAAAGACAGUAGCUCCUAAUGUUGACAAGCUUGUUGCUCUUGUUCACCGUCCUAAUGAAUCCUUUUUCCUUGCUCCCCAGGCAGAUAAAGUCAUUGUUGUGUACCCAAUGAGAUUUCAGGACUCCAUUGAUAUUGUUUUAGCAACUUCCUUCCUGCAGGAAUUUGUGGAGGCAAGACGAACUGCUGCACUUAAUAAUGCUCCUUCCUGUAUGUGGUCUCCAGCACCUCCUCUUGAGUUAAAAGGAGUACCUGUUGAUGCCCUGAAUACAAAUGCUGGCUUUGUUACUUUCGUUGUUUUCCCUCGGCAUGUUGAGGGUAAAAGGCUAGACAAAACAGUUUGGAGUUUGUUAACAUUUCAUGCUUAUGUAAGCUAUCAUGUAAAGUGUUCAGAGGGAUUCAUGCAUACCAGGAUGAGGCGUAGGGUUGAGUCGCUGAUCCAGGCUUUGGACCGAGCAAAAUCUGACGCGGAGAAGCUGAAGAAGUUGGUACAUGGUGGAUCUUUGAAAAGACUGAGCCUGAAGAACGAAGGGAACUCGCAUUUCUGAAGGUUAUACUUCAAAUAUUUUGACAGAUGUUGGACUGUCCAUGAUGGAUCUGUCUGUACUGCUUGGUAGAUGACAUCCGUUCAGUUAUGGGGAGCACAGGCUAGAAAUGAGUGAAACAAAAACAGAAUCCUACUAUUCUUCUCGUGUAUUUUGGGAGGAAAUUUUAUUCAGGGUGGAACAUUGAUGAGACAUAGGUGCAAAGAGACCUGUAAAUCGUUCAUCAGAACUCUUUGAUCUAUUUAUCAAAAAUUCCAUCUUGUAAUUUUGAUGCUCACGUGGUGAAUUCACUUUAGACUUUAUUAGCUAUGUGAAAUGGGAUUUGCU